Messenger RNA from Corvus hawaiiensis (hawaiian crow), 807 nucleotides. Its product is annotated as C-C motif chemokine 4 homolog. The coding region runs from base 213 to 485 and encodes 90 amino acids. Gene Ontology annotation, molecular function: CCR chemokine receptor binding; chemokine activity. The record is from RefSeq and is a predicted model, not a curated record. Gene Ontology annotation, biological process: positive regulation of ERK1 and ERK2 cascade; positive regulation of GTPase activity; immune response. Lineage: Eukaryota; Metazoa; Chordata; Aves; Passeriformes; Corvidae. Gene Ontology annotation, cellular component: extracellular region. The transcript is spliced from 3 exons.
UUCACUCUUCCGGGGCUGGGGCUGCUCGGUUCCAUCACGAGACUGCACCAUGAGUGGACUCUGGUGGAAAUUCCACCAUGCCUACGCAAGUCACCGCAUGGACCUCUCGCCCCAUAAAUUGAGGGGCUGCUGAUGGUCUCAGCAUCAGACAGCAAAGAGCCUUCCAAGCUUCCCUUGCCUGCUCCAGCUCCAGCCACCACUUCUUCACCGAUAUGAAGGUGUCUGUGGUUGCCCUGGCCAUCCUCAUCGCUGCCUUCUGCUACCAGACCUCUGCUGCUCCACUUGGCUCUGAUCCACCAACCUCCUGCUGCUUCUCCUACAUCUCCCGGCAGCUGCCCCGCAGCUUCGUGACGGAUUACUAUGAAACCAACAGCCAGUGCUCCCAGCCUGCUGUCGUGUUUAUCACCAGGAAGGGCCGGGAAGUCUGCGCCAACCCCGUGGAGGACUGGGUCCAGCAGUACGUGAAUGAGCUGGAGCUGGACUGAGGUCCUGGACAAAUCCAGCUGCUCCAUGUCCCCAGCUGCCGGGAUGGGCGAGCAUGACCAGCUGGGGUCCAUUGGAAAUGCUUCAAUGUCAUUUAGAGCUAGCUGAGAAACUGAAAACAUUCCAAAAUCCAACUUAAUGUUGUGCUAUUUAAUUUUUUAUAGGGGAGGGAUCAGGUGCAAUAACUCUGAGAUAAAAAAUAACUUUAUUUAAUAUAUGUAUUUUUUUUAAUGUAGACUCAGGUCGUAUUUUCUGUAUUUAAGUACAUGUAUUUUUGACAUAAAAUUCAAUUCAGAUGUCAAUAAAUGAAUAUUUUUGUAAGAA